Thelazia callipaeda (thelaziosis nematode) is the source of this 5631-nucleotide messenger RNA. The record is from the annotation of a GenBank genome assembly. NCBI's taxonomy places the organism in Eukaryota, Metazoa, Nematoda, Chromadorea, Rhabditida, Thelaziidae.
GGCAUAAUGGGACGUGUGAGUGAUGUUCAGAAAAAUUUCUUCACUCCUCGAGAUUAUCAGGUUGAGUUAUUGGACAAAGCAUGCAAAAGUAAUAUUAUUGUACCACUUGGAACUGGUUGCGGCAAAACUUUCAUCGCUGUUUUAUUAAUCAAGGAGUAUACGGCUAAACUUGUAGUACCUUGGAAUAAUGGUGGUAAAAGGGCUUUCUUUUUAGUUGAUAAAGUUUCUCUAGUAGAACAGCAGGCAGCACACAUCAAAUAUCAUACUGCAUUCAAUGUGGGCAGAUUGCACGGACAAAUGAAUCAAGAUAUCUGCUCAGAUUUGUCGAAAUUUAAUACAUUUAUUGCUCUUAAUGAGGUCGUAGUACUAACGGCUCAAAUAUUUUUGGAUUUACUCAAUCAUGGUUUUUUGACUUUGUCACGUGCUGCGCUUAUUAUAUUUGAUGAAUGCCAUCAUGCCUUAGGUAGCCGACAUCCAUUCCGAUUAAUUAUGAGGUUUUAUGAACGAGUAGAUCGAGAAAGUCAGCCUCGAGUUCUUGGCCUCACUGCAUCUCUUAUCAAUAGUAAGAUUCCACCGAAUAGUUUGGAGAAAUUGUUGGAAAAAUUGGAAAAGAUAAUGUACAGCUCCAUUGAAACAGCGAGUGAUCUAGUAUCGAUUUCAAAAUAUGGUGCUAAGCCCAAAGAAUACGUUAUAUUGUGUCAUGAUUUUUUCUGUUGUUCAUCUAAAACCAACAAAAAAGUUGUCCAUGCUUUAGAAACGUUACGAGAUUUCUGUGUGAGAUGCACUCAUUUUCAUCCUGAUUUCGAUGUAGAUCCGCGGAAACCAGUACUUCAAGCAGUCAGUAGAACCAGAUCAGUUCUAGAACAGCUGGGACCAUGGUGUGCGUGGAAAGUUUGUCAGUUAUUCCAAAGACAAUUAAAAAAACUUUCAAACCAACGUUUUUUAUCUGCGGAGCAAGUACUUUUCUUGCAAAUGGGUUGCACCACAAUGAAUUUUAUCAGGCAUUUAUUGAACAGCGAAGUUACUCGAGUUCGAUCCUUUGACGAUAUGAAACCUUUGAUACCGAAUCGUUUGACUAGAAUGUUAGAAAUUUUGAAAUGCUUGAAUCCAUCGAAAACUGAAGGAGAGGUGGAUCGUAAUUUCUGUGGCUUAAUUUUCGUGGAGCAGCGUUACGUGGCUUAUGUAUUGAAUACUCUUAUAAGAGCGCUUUCAAGAUGGGACAAUGAAAGUUUCGGUUAUUUGGUUCCAGACUUUAUUAUUGGUUAUAAUAGCUGCAAUAUUGGUGAAGAGGAAAAGAUGGCACUACAUAGAAGACAGGAAAUGGUUUUACGCAAAUUUCGGCAAAGUAAUCUUAAUUUGCUUAUUGCAACCAGUGUUCUAGAAGAAGGUAUUGAUGUCAGGCAUUGUAAUGUGGUUAUCCGUUUUGAUCGGCCCAAGGAUUAUCGGGCUUAUGUACAGUCAAAAGGAAGAGCAAGGAAGGAGGGAGCGAAAUAUUUUCUACUGGUGGAGAAAAGUGAUCGUGAGCUUUGCUGUCGUGAUUUGAAAGAUUUUUUGGAGAUCGAAAAAAUGUUGCUAAAACGGUAUCGUACUGUGCACAAUCCACCGGAUAUAAUAUUCGAUUUGACGGAAGAUGUUAUUGCUCCCUAUGUUGUUGAGUCUACUGGAGCACAAGUUACUCUUUAUUCAGCUAUAAGCUUGGUUAACAGGUAUUGUGCGAAGCUUCCUAGCGACGUGUUUACUCGUUUAGUACCUCGGAAUACGAUCAUACCAGAAAUUGUAAAUGGUCACCUUAUGUAUAGCGCAGAAUUGGUUCUUCCUAUCAAUUCACCAGUCAAAGAAACCAUUAAAUUAAAAAAACCAAUGAAAAGUAAAAAACUUGCUCAAAUGGCUGUGGCUCUGGAAGCUUGCAAAAUAUUACAUAAACGGAAAGAGCUAAAUGAUAAUUUGCUUCCAUUUGGUAAAGAUACUGUCACACUAACAGCUCUCGAUGACGACCCUGACGAGUUUAUUCCAAAUAUGAAUUAUAAAGUUGGGUCAGCUCGACGAAGGCAGUUGUAUGACAAGAAGAUGGCAAAAGCACUUCAUAAUACGAUUCCACGUGUUGGUGAAUAUUGUUAUAUAUAUGUGAUGGAAAUGGAUCUCAUUAAAGCGGUAACUGGUCCGGCUAAUCCAAAGAAUCGUCGCAUUAUUAACCCAGUAGAUACGGAUUUUUGCUUUGGUUUUCUCUCAAGUAAAAAGAUUCCUAAAGUGCCAUCAUUUCCAGUGUUUUUACGUCAGGGUCGUAUGCAUGCGAAUGUUUUUGCUUUGAAAACACGUCUUUUCAUGGAUGACGCAUUAUUGGACUUGUUAAAAAUAUUUCAUAAUUAUGUGUUUGAAACUAUUCUUCGGCUAGUGAAAGGAGGACUAGUUUUUACACCUGACAAAGCACCUGUUAAUCUUUUGAUUAUUCCACUUCGACGCGAAAGAAACAUAAAUGGUGAAGUGGAUUUUAAGUUCGAUUACGAUUAUGUACGAAAUAUUGUCUCGUCAAUCCAUAAAUUGCCGCGUAUUCCAAAUGAAACUGAGCGAAAAAAUUUCAAAUUUGACGCAUCAAAGUUUCAAGAUGCUGUUGUAAUGCCGUGGUAUCGAGAUAACGAACAUCCAUCCUUUUAUUAUGUUGCAGAAAUAAUGGAUGCCAAACCGUCCUCUCAAUUUCCGGACGAAAAAUUUGCAACAUUUAAUGAUUACUUUAUACAGAAGUAUAACAUUACAAUAUAUGAUCAGGAGCAGUCGCUUUUAGAUGUUGAUUAUACGUCAAGUCGCUUAAAUCUUUUGUUGCCUCGACACUGGCAACACUCCAAAAGUCGAGCUGCGGAAGAAAAAAGUCUUGAAGUUGGUGGAAUUUCUCAAGGACAAAUCUUAGUGCCAGAACUUGUUGAUAUACAUCCCAUUGCAGCAUCUCUCUGGAAUGUUAUUGCGGCUCUCCCAACAUUACUUUAUCGGAUUAAUUGUUUAUUACUGGCAGACGAACUGCGCGUAACAAUAAUGCGUGAAGCUUUAGUAGGUGAAAAAUAUACCACUUCUGAUGAUCUGUGUUGGCCUCCUUUGGAUUAUCCAACUUCUAUGGAUGCUAAAGAGACGAGAUCAAUUUAUAAAAUAUGUGAUUUGAAAAAAAACCAUAUUAAAAAAAAUGGUGAGGAAAGCGAGAAAAUCGAUACAUUCAAUGACUGCAGUGAGAUGGCAAAUUUUGAAAUUGGAGUUUGGGAUCCUGAACUUGCGAAAGGACUAGAUGACUUUUAUUCAGGAAAAGAAGAUGGGAAGGAAUUAAAGGGAUCCGACGAUGACGGCGAUACCAUGGGUUUAAUAAUAAAUGACUCUCUACUGAGUCAGCAUGGUGAUAUGUCUGACGAUGAUGAUGAAAACGCAGUUGUACUGUUCGAUUUUAUUAACAGUGUUCACGAACGCUUUGGAAAAGGAAGUAAAGAUAUGUUUGCCCCGCGAGAAAAUAUCAGAUCAUCUGGAUGGGAUGAUCUGAUUGUUUUAGAAGAGCCUCCACCAAAUGGAACUAAUAUCCCUCUGUCUGUAAAUAGCGGAGAUUCGCAGAUCGAUAGCCGAGGUUUAAUGGCAGACUUAUCACGAAUGAGUUGGCAUAUGAACAUGCCGCUUCUAGUGCCUCAGGAGUCAGAAACCACUACAGAUCACAUUGGUGCAACCUUUACAAGUAAGACUGCAAAAAGUGAUGGGAAAGAACAAUCUUCGAUUACGAAAAAGCCCAUACAACUUUAUCUCGAUUCAUUAGAAAAAUUAGAGGAUUCAGAUCGCAUGUCGUCGAAAUCAAGUCGUCAAGAAGAAUGUGUAGACUUAAUUGAUUUUUGUGACGAUGUGGAUGAAAUUUUGUCGAGUAAUAUUGAAGAAAAAAUGGUAAAGUCACCAAGCGAUUUAGAAUUAUUUGGGGGCAUGUCACGUGUGGAUGAUACAAAGCUGUUUGCUGAGUCAGUGAUAGAGUCAACUUUCUCCGACAAAAGGCGCGGAAUAGCUGUCCCAGUUUUGGAUUGGAUGACAUUCUCAUUCGAGGAAGACACGCUCAGUCAACAUCCAGAUGGUGUUUCUCCAUGCUUUCUUCUACAUGCAUUAACGCUCUCAAAUGCAUCUGAUGGCAUAAAUCUUGAACGGCUUGAAACUGUUGGUGAUUCGUAUCUAAAGUAUGCCGUGACAGAUUAUUUUUUUCAUUCAAAUCCUGAUGACCAUGAAGGAAAACUUAGUUUUGCAAGGAGUAAAGAGGUGUCAAACUGCAAUUUGUAUCGACUAGGUAGAAAGCAUAAUCUUCCUUCUCUGAUAGUUGGUUCAAAGUUUGACCCCAAUGAUGGUUAUGCGCCAGUGUCCAAUUUCAAAGCACCAAAUAAUUGCGAUGCAGAAAAAAAUGAUAAUUUUUUUGAGAAUGUUCUUGAAGGGAAGUCAGUCGAACAGCUUGAGCCGAUAAAGAAACCAACUGGUUGGGAUGAAGCUGAUUCAGGUAUUCAAGUUCGUCGAGUUUCUGACGGUGUUGAGAUCAUCGAAUUUCCAAAAAAUGCGACAGCAAGUUGGGAUUGUGAAGAUGUCACUCCACUUCCAUAUAACUUAUUAACACAACAAAGUUUGGCUGACAAGUCUAUUGCUGAUGUGGUGGAAGCUCUUAUUGGUGUGCAUUUACUUGAACUCGGUUCUAAAGCAGCAUUGAAAUUCAUGAAGUGGCUGGGAUUGAAGGUAAUUACAGAACCAUUGAAAAUGGAAUCACCCUUAUUGCGACAUAUUGAUUCCAUCGAAAAGCCAUCAGAAUCGUUAAAGCAGCUAAAUGAUUUAUGGAUAAAAUUUCAAUUAUCUAAAUUAGAAGAUUCUAUUGGUUAUUAUUUUACCGAUCGAGCAUAUCUUGUGCAAGCAUUCGCACAUGCUUCAUAUUUCAAAAACCGAAUCACUAAUUGUUAUCAGCGUUUGGAAUUCCUUGGUGAUGCAGUGUUGGAUUAUAUAAUUACUAGGUUCCUUUAUCAACAUUCAUCACACUACAGUCCAGGUGUUCUAACAGACCUUCGUUCUGCACUUGUUAAUAAUACUAUUUUUGCAUCAUUAGCUGUAAAAUAUAGUUUCCAUAAGCAUUUCAUUGCAAUGUGUCCUGGAUUGUAUAAUAUGAUUGAAAAAUUUGUUCGUCUCUGCGCAGAGAAAAAUCUUUGUGGAGCUAACUUCAAUGAAGAGAUGUAUAUGGUGACAACUGAAGAAGAAAUUGAUGAAGGGGAAGAGGAAGAUAUUGAAGUCCCAAAAGCGUUGGGAGAUAUAUUUGAAUCUGUUGCUGGAGCGAUAUAUUUGGAUAGUGGACGAAGCCUAAAUGUUGUAUGGAGAGUUUUUUACAUUUUAAUGAAAGAAACCAUCGAAGAAUGUUGUAAUAAUCCUCCAAAAUCACCUAUUCGUGAAUUACUUGAGAUGGAACCAGAUCGAGCUCGUUUUUCGAAACUAGAAAGAAUUUUGGAAACGGGAAAAGUUCGUGUAACAGUCGAUAUUCAAGGCGUAUGUCGUUUUACUGGAAUGGGUAGAAGUUAUCGAAUUGCCAAAUGUACCGCAGCAAAACGAGCCCUGCGUUAUUUACGAAGUUUAAAAGAAGAGCGAGAUGCUGCAAAACAUUGA